CUUACGAAACUCUAGACUAGAAGGGUCUAUUCGUAGCUUCGCCGACGAAAAGUCCAUGCCGUUGGUAUGGUACGGGACCUUCUGCCUACGGACUCAACGACAGCGCUCGGCGACCUCCCGCCGUCACCCUCACAUAUCAGUAGCGGACGGCAGCGCCUUUCUUGACUGUUCAGCGCUGUGCUUUGGCGUCCUCUGCGGGUGCAAUCGCCUUGAGCACCUCAUGCACCAGGUACUAUCACGGCGUACAGAUUCUGGACGCACGCCGACCCCAGUACAGAGUCCGAUCGGGUAAAUUAACAGCUCCCGUGUGCUCAGCAUCAAACUCUACCGAGCCGUUCGCAGGACCGAGGGCAAGUCAACUGUCCAAGGCGAAGUGGCGUCAAGUUGUCGAGAACUUCUUACGCAGCCGUCGGCCGCUCAUGAUGAUGAGAAGGUCAAUGUGGAUAGGGUGUGCCCCUCCGCCAGCGUACCCGAAGAUUUUACCCCGCCCUAUAAAGCUAGGAUCUCGAUGUCCGUCGGAUAACUCCCCCUGCCGUCAUGGAUCUCCAAGUUCCCCAGCUGCCCUUCAAGCUCAAUCUGAACGAUACGUUCGGCGUGGCUAUGAUCUGUGCAUUCUUUGCUGCUAUCUUGUAUGGUGUCAUGUGCCUGCAAUGCUAUAUUUUCUUCCACAGAUUUUCUCAAGAAGGACGGCGAGUGAAGUGCUCCGUCUGGCUACUCUGGGUCAUGAACACAGUUCAUCUAGCAUUCCUUAUCCACCCGCUCUACACAUAUAUGGUCACAAAUUUCGACAAUAUCGCAAUCCUAAUUCAGAUCCCGUGGUGCGCGUCCCUCUCUACUUCAAUCCCUUUUGCAGCUCUAUCAUUUGCAGGCUCGCUGAUAUGGCCGUUGCAGGAGUAUCUCGGCUGGUAUUGUCCUUUCGAUUUCGUCCAAUCUGCUCGUGCAAAGGCAAGUUACCUCAGCUGGUAUACCUAUCGGAUUUGGAUAAUAAGCGACAAGAAUUACUGCAUCGUUAUGCCGCUAUUUGUCGGAAUACUUGCGGUGCUGGGUACCAGUGUAGCCUUGGUUGUCGGAACGCUCACUAUGUCACCUUUGACAUAUUUCUUGUCGCUCAACCCGGUGCUCUUCACUGGCAUGGCUUUGAUCAUGACCGUUGAUACCUACAUCUCGAUCGUGCUGGUAGUGCUGCUACGGCGCCAGCGAUCUCGAGUGGUUAGCAAGCGGACGAUGUCAGCUGUGCAAUUCCUCAUGAUGUACACCGUGAACACAGGCUUGAUCUCGAGUGUUGUCUCGCUGGGAGUUAUCAUUGCAAGAGCUAUAGCCCCCGCGGAUAUGAUCUAUAUCAGCAUAUACUUCAUCCUCAGCCCGAUUUACUCCAAUUCCCUCAUGGGAUCAUUGAAUGCACGCGACUGGUUCCGAGAUAACGAACCGACGAUGAACACGAUCACCAUUCGAAGCCAGGGUCCCGUGUUUGCUCACACUCAACAGCAGUCCGACUCUAUGCUCGACGGGUCUGAAACGCAGGAUCCUGUUCCGCAUGUUGCCAUCAACAUCGGGCUCGAUGAACAGAAGGCGGAGUUCUUGAAGACGGAUGUACCUGUGGGAGAUGCCGGUCGGCCCCUCAUCACAAUUAUGUUCACGCCUCCUACAAUAAUGCUGUAAAAUAUUCGCUUCGGUUUUGUGCGAACCUAUUUAUCAUGGCCUUCUUCACAAAAUUUUGUAUUAAUAUUAUAUAUAUGGCUGUGCGGUAGCGCG
Molecule: messenger RNA, 1752 nt
Organism: Phanerochaete carnosa HHB-10118-sp
Lineage: Eukaryota; Fungi; Basidiomycota; Agaricomycetes; Polyporales; Phanerochaetaceae
Exons: 21
Coding region: 538-1659 (373 amino acids)
Source: RefSeq, a predicted model, not a curated record